AUGUGUAACAGAUUUGUGGGAACCUGGAAACUUGUCUCCAGUGAAAAUUUUGAUGACUAUAUGAAAGAAUUGGAGCAUUGUAACCUUAGAGAAAGGGGCAUUGGUUCAGGUGCAGAAGUGGAAUGGCAAAGAGACCACGAUAAAAAGAAGACUGGUUGA
Molecule: messenger RNA, 159 nt
Organism: Antrostomus carolinensis (chuck-will's-widow)
Lineage: Eukaryota; Metazoa; Chordata; Aves; Caprimulgiformes; Caprimulgidae
Product: myelin P2 protein
Exons: 2
Coding region: 1-159 (52 amino acids)
Molecular function (GO): lipid binding
Source: RefSeq, a predicted model, not a curated record